AUGACCAACGACGUAGAAAUGAAAACAGAAGCUGAAGAGCUUCCUGCGUUUCCAACUGUUCAUGUUCUUCAGGUUGUCAAAGAUGCACAACAACAACACGGUUUACGACAUGGAGAUUAUGCUCGUUAUAGGAAAUAUUGUGCUGCCAAACUCGAACGCAUGAGGAAAGCUCUCAAGUUUACCAACACUCACAAUUGCCAGAAAAGACGUCCGGCUAAAUUCGUGAAAAAGUGGCUGACUGUAGAAUCGAUUCAAAAUGUUCAGUACCUCAACUUCGGUAUUUUUGAAUCUGAGAGACGUUAUGCUGAAGCCAUGAUUGACAAAAUUACACUGGAAGACAACCCGGAAAAAUCGAGAAAACGUUUCUCCAUGAUUAAUUCCCUGCGUAAAGCAGUUCUUCAUGCAACGAACCUCGAAAAAAUAGUCCAGGAAAGCGAAAGAUUUGACGCUCCAACAAAGCUUGAGGCUCAAGCAUAUGCUGCAUGGAUGCGUGGAAUGUGUGCCUUUGAAUCAAGGAACUGGCAAAAAGCUUCGGAAUCGUUAAAACUUGCUAAAACUGUCUACGAGAAACUCGCUGAAGCAACUAAUAAUACCACGCUUUCUUCUCUUUUCAAAGGUCGUUGCAGAGAGAUUCAACCACAACUUCGUCUUUGUGAGUUUAAUAUUGCUGAGUCGCCUGGUGCCGUUGGAACCAUGACGGAAUUGAUGGAGAUAAGAAUGCAAAUGGGUGAAGGAGGAGACAGUUCCGUUGAUAAACUAAUCUCGGAAAUGCGCGCAUCAGCUACUUCUGCUGAAUUCGUCACAAUUGAAUGGGGAGGAAUGAAGAGUACCGUUGACGAUGAGAAGGCUAAGCAAGUUAUUCAAGAAUGGAAACAAACUGAGGUCGAAUUGGCACAAUGUCAAACACCAAAAGAAAGAAUGGCUCUAUUUGAAAAAGCAACCGCAGACACUCGUGACGCUAUUGAUCGUAUCUCGGAUGUUAUUCGUCGCAAGACUUCCGAAAAUGCUGAUACAACUGUUCUCCAAUCGAUUAAGGCUUAUUUGGAAUUCUUGAAAAUGAACGGAACAGCGUCUCGUUAUUUGGCCAUAAUUGAAAACACGAAGAGCGAAAAGAAGAGCAAACCACAAGACCUUCUUAGACUCUACGACUCUGUAAUUGAAAUCUAUAAAGAAGUUGCUGAAACCCCUGGAGCUGAAUACGAUAAAAAUCUUCUUCAAGCUUUUGAAGUGAAAGUUGAGUACUACCGAGCUUUCCGUUGCUUCUACAUGGCUGCUUCAUAUUCUGCUCUUCACAAAUAUUCUGAAGCUGCUGCCCUUUUCGACAGAUCUCUGUCUCGUAUUCAAGAUGCUGAGGGAAAGCUCAAAAAGUUGAAAUCGAACUCUUACAUCACAAAUGAGAGCCAGUCGUCGUUAAACGAACUCAAAUCAGAAGUGGAUUCAGCGAAAAUCUCGGUUCGUGCUGCUCGAUUGGCCGUUGCUGCUGGUGAUAUCAAAACUGAUACUGAAGUCGCUAAAACGAUAGACGAGCGGCCACUUUUAGAGACUGUCAACGAAUGGCGGUCGUGGAAUGUUCGUGAAUCGCUCAGAGACAAGAAGACUAUUCCUGUUGCCAAUCUGCCUCCUGCUUUCAUUCCAAUGCCAAACAAACCAAUCUUCUUCGAUUUGGCCAACUUCCAUCUUUCUAUGCCAAACGUUGAAGAUCGUCUCGAAAAACUCCAGAAAGAUCGUGAUGCUCACUCACCCAAGAAAACUCCCAAAGGAGGUUCAGCUGCUCCCUCGAAGUCUUCCGACCCGAAAGAAGGAGAUAAGCAACAAGGAAUUUCUGGAAUGGUUUCUGGAUGGUUCUGGGGCAAAAAAUAA
This is a messenger RNA of Caenorhabditis remanei, 1860 nucleotides long. RefSeq lists its product as uncharacterized. Gene Ontology annotation, cellular component: signal recognition particle, endoplasmic reticulum targeting. The coding region runs from base 1 to 1860 and encodes 619 amino acids. Lineage: Eukaryota; Metazoa; Nematoda; Chromadorea; Rhabditida; Rhabditidae. Gene Ontology annotation, molecular function: endoplasmic reticulum signal sequence receptor activity; signal recognition particle binding; 7S RNA binding. The record is from RefSeq and is a predicted model, not a curated record. The transcript is spliced from 6 exons. Gene Ontology annotation, biological process: SRP-dependent cotranslational protein targeting to membrane.